UCCCUCCAGUGAUCCGAGUGUAUCCAGAGAGUCAGGCUCGAGAACCAGGGGUAACUGCAAGUCUCAGGUGCCAUGCAGAGGGCAUACCAAACCCUCAGCUUGGCUGGCUGAAGAAUGGAAUUGACAUUACACCAAAGCUGUCCAAACAACUCACACUACAAGCAAAUGGCAGCGAGGUUCAUAUAAGCAAUGUGCGCUAUGAAGAUACAGGAGCAUACACUUGUAUCGCAAAGAAUGAAGCAGGAGUGGAUGAAGACAUCUCUUCUCUUUUUGUGGAAGAUUCUGCCCGAAAGACCCUAGCUAACAUAUUAUGGAGAGAAGAAGGUCUGGGAAUUGGCAACAUGUUCUAUGUUUUUUAUGAAGAUGGAAUCAAAGUGAUACAACCCAUAGAAUGUGAAUUUCAGAGGCACAUUAAGCCUAGUGAAAAGCUCCUUGGACUUCAGGAUGAAGUCUGUCCGAAAGCUGAAGAAAAUGAAGUUCAGAGGUGUGUGUGGGCAUCAGCUGUUAAUGUCAAAGACAAGUUCAUUUAUGUUGCACAGCCAACUUUGGACAGAGUCCUUAUCGUUGAUGUGCAGUCCCAAAAAGUUGUUCAGGCAGUGAGCACAGACCCUGUGCCAGUCAAAUUACAUUACGACAAAUCACAUGAUCAGGUUUGGGUACUAAGCUGGGGCACCAUGGAAAAGACUUCUCCAACAUUGCAAGUAAUAACCCUGGCCAGUGGGAAUGUGCCCCACCACACUAUUCACACCCAGCCAGUGGGAAAGCAGUUUGACCGAGUGGAUGAUUUUUUUAUCCCCACGACAACACUCAUCAUCACCCAUAUGAGGUUUGGAUUUAUUCUUCACAAAGAUGAAGCUGCACUACAAAAAAUUGAUCUUGAAACCAUGUCAUACAUCAAGACAAUUAACUUGGUGGACUAUAAGUGCAUUCCUCAAUCAUUGGCAUAUACGCACUUGGGAGGUUACUACUUUGUUGGCUGCAGACCUGACAGCACUGGGGCAAUUCCCCCACAGCUUAUGGUGGAUGGUGUAACCGACUCAGUCAUUGGAUUCAAUAGCGAUGUGACAGGCACUCCGUAUGUCUCUCCAGAUGGGCACUAUCUUGUCAGCAUUAAUGAUGUGAGAGGUCUUGUAAGGGUCCAGUACAUUACCAUCCGAGGAGAGAUACAGGAGGCUUUUGAUAUUCACACAAAUCUGCACAUAUCUGAUCUGGCAUUUCAGCCAUCCUUUACUGAAGCCCACCAAUACAACAUCUAUGGUAGUUCAAGCACACAAACUGAUGUGCUCUUUGUGGAGCUCUCCUCUGGGAAGGUUAAGAUGAUCAAAAGUCUUAAGGAACCACUCAAGGCAGAAGAAUGGCCUUGGAACCAGAAGAACAGGCAAAUCCAGGACAGUGGCUUGUUUGGUCAAUACCUGAUGACACCUUCCAAGGACUCUCUCUUUAUCCUAGACGGACGACUCAAUAAGUUAAACUGUGAGAUCACUGAAGUUGAGAAAGGAAAUACAGUCAUUUGGGUUGGAGAUGCCUAGGAGCCCUAUUAGAUAAUUAUUGAAUGAAGAGUUUUCCAGUACAUUGCACUUAAUCCAUUGUUUAAAUUUAUAGCUUAACCUUUCAAGAUUACACUCUAGUCAAACAUAAGUUACUUGGUUGACCCAAAUAAAACAGAUUUUUUUUGCAAAGAUGAACACAAUUAGUAAUAUUUGUUGACCUGAAAUAUUUAACACAAUAUUUAAUAAGAAAUCACAUGAAUC
Hyaena hyaena (striped hyena) is the source of this 1751-nucleotide messenger RNA. RefSeq names its product follistatin-related protein 5. Gene Ontology annotation, biological process: multicellular organism development; regulation of BMP signaling pathway; cell differentiation. The annotation marks the transcript as partial. Lineage: Eukaryota; Metazoa; Chordata; Mammalia; Carnivora; Hyaenidae. The transcript is spliced from 8 exons. Gene Ontology annotation, molecular function: protein binding. The record is from RefSeq and is a predicted model, not a curated record.